UGUGUGUGACAAUGUCGAGCGGCGUCGUUGCUUUGAUACCGAUUGUGGGGGAGUACUACCCGAGCGAAGUAGAAGCGUUGCUGCGGCUGAGGGACGCUGUUGGUUCUCAGAAUUUGUACUCGAAUUGGACGGGGAUUCCUUGUAUGAACAACCAAAGCCAAUGGGGCGGCGUUGCUUGUUCCGACGGACACGUGGUCCGUCUCGUCCUCGACGGAGUCCGGCUUGCUGGAUCUCUCCCGCCGUUGGUGAUGAAGAAUUUAACCUUCCUGACUAAACUAAGCAUGAGAAGCAAUUCGAUCACCGGACCACUUCCGGAUCUCAGCGACCUUGUUCAUUUGGAAUACGUUUUCCUCUCGCGUAAUCUGUUCAAUAGUUCCAUCCCUUUUCAUUACGUUCGAUUACCGAACCUGAAGAAGAUAGAGCUGGAAGAGAAUUAUUUGCAAGGGGAGAUUCCGCCUUUCGAUCAGCAAAGCUUGGUCACCUUCAACGUCUCUUAUAAUAGACUUCAGGGUCCAAUUCCUCAGACCGAUGUGCUUCAAGGGUUCUCCGACAGCUCUUAUGAACAUAACUCCGGUCUUUGCGGCAGCCCUAUAAAGAAGCAAUGCCCGGUUCCACCCGCCCCAUCUCCGUCGCCAAAUCACGGCUGCAGAAAGAGUUUCGGAGCUCGGGAUUUGGCUUUCGUCAUCGCUGUUUCGGUCCUGGUUCCCUCCCUAGUUAUCUUGGGUUUCUUAUGGUAUUACAGGAAAGUGCAUAGAAAAGAAACAGCCAAGAACACAGGUAUGCACAAUUGGUUUGACGAGCGUUCUCCCCAAAGGGCGGCGGAUCCAGAAAGAGCGGCGGAAUUGGUGUUUUUCGACAAGAACAUAGCAGCUUUUGACAUGGAUGAUUUGUUAAGAGCAUCGGCUGAAGUUCUGGGGAGAGGGAAAUUAAGCACCACGUACAAAGCAUCAUUGGAAGCAGGCGUUGUGGUUACGGUGAAGAGAAUAAAAGACAUGAAAAGGUUGAGCAACAAGGAAUUUGUUCAGCAGAUGCAGAUGCUUGGAAAGCUUAAGCAUGAGAACCUGGUGCACAUGGUUUCUUCCUACAAUUCCAAGGAGGAAAAGCUGCUCAUCUAUGAAUUUGUGCCUGCUACCAGCUUAUUCGACUUAUUACACGAAAAUAGAGGUUCGGGAAGAAUACCGCUGAACUGGGGCACAAGACUGUCAAUAAUCAAAGAUGUAGCAAAGGCCAUGACUUACCUUCACCAACACUUACCUAACCACAAAGUUCCUCACGCAAAUCUCAAGUCUUCAAAUGUACUGAUCCAUUGCCAAGGCCAAAGCCAAAACUACAAUACCAGGGUGACGGAUUACGGCUACUACCCAUUGCUGUCGUCUCGAAAAUCGUUGGAAAAUCUGGCCAUCAGCCGAUCACCGGAAUUCUGUCAAGGAAAGAAGUUGACGAUCAAAGCCGACGUCUAUUGCUUCGGCAUUAUCGUACUGGAAAUCAUCACUGGCCGGAUACCUGUAGACGAAGGGGACGAAGAGAGAGAACUCGGCGGCGAGCUGUCGGAGUGGGUUAGAGAUGUUGUGAACAAUGAUUGGUCGACGGAUAUAUUGGAUGUAGAGAUUUUAUGUACGAGAGAAGCACAUGAUGAGAUGUUGAAGCUUACGAAUCUGGCUUUGGAGUGUACCGCCGCCGCGACGGAGGAGCGGCCUAAAAUGAGUGAAGUUUUGAGGAGGAUUGAAGAGAUUGAACAAAGAAAAAUGGCUGACCUUGUGGAGAGGUGGUCUAAGAUAGGACAAUCGUACCCGAUUCCCGUUCCGAAGCCUGGAUCUUCAUCGGAUUCGAGCGUGCCUGCUGUGACUUCUGGGAGCCCUUGUACCACAUCUGUCGCAACCGGUCCGGGUGGUGGCUUACGAAGCAGUUUUAUCGAAAGUUAUGUUGAUUCAACUUGCAAUCAUAGCAAGGAAGGCAGCACUGGAAACGUAACUAGAGGUGUGGAUGUACCUUCUAUAUCUGAUCCUGGUACUAUUGAUUCAAAUGUUGUACUUCUUUAG
Hibiscus syriacus is the source of this 2039-nucleotide messenger RNA. Its product is annotated as probable inactive receptor kinase At3g02880. Gene Ontology annotation, molecular function: protein kinase activity; ATP binding. Lineage: Eukaryota; Viridiplantae; Streptophyta; Magnoliopsida; Malvales; Malvaceae. The record is from RefSeq and is a predicted model, not a curated record. Gene Ontology annotation, biological process: protein phosphorylation. Bases 12 to 2039 code for a protein of 675 amino acids. The transcript is spliced from 4 exons.